AUGUCCAUCACUGGUGAAGAAUUCGCUAAAGUAACUUCAAAAGUCCUUGGUGAGUCAAAAGAAUACAAAGGAGAACCAUGUAUUGGAUAUGACUUUGACAACGGAGUUGACUUUAACAAACUAAUGGAAAAAAUGAAAUAUACUGGGUUUCAAGCUUUGAACCUUGGGCUAUGCAUUGAACAAGUCAACGAAAUGAGAAAGAGUCAUGCAAAGAUAUUCCUUGGAAUGUCUUCUAAUAUAGUUUCAAGUGGAUUAAGAGAAGUUAUUCAUUAUUUAGUGAAGAAUAAAUUUGUUGAUGCCAUUGUAGUUACUGCAGGUGGAAUUGAAGAAGACUUUAUUAAAACAAUGCACCCAACACUCCUUGGUGACUUCUAUUUUAAAGGUAAAGAAUUAUAUCCAAAUGGAUAUAACAGAAUUGGAAAUUUAAUUUUACCAAAUUCUAAUUAUUGUGAGUUCGAAGAUUGGAUGGAUCCAUUACUCUUGGAAUGUCUUAAGCAACAAAACGAACAUGGAGUUCAUUGGACACCAUCAAAAUUGGUUCAUAAAAUGGGGGAAUCUAUUAAUAAUGAAAGUUCAAUUUAUUAUUGGGCUGCAAAGAAUAAUAUUCCAGUAUUUUCUCCAGCAAUUACUGAUGGAAGUAUUGGUGAUAUGAUAUUCUUCUUUAGUUAUAAAAAUGAAGGACUUGUUUUAGACCUUGUUCAAGAUGUCAUAAAAAUAGAUGAAAUGGCAUUUAAUGCUGAAAAGGUUGGUUGUCUUUUAGUUGGUGCUGGUAUUGCUAAACAUCAUAUUUUAAAUGCAAUGAAAAGAAGAGGAGGUUGUGAUUAUUGUGCUAUGUUAUCAACAAGUAUUGAAUGUGAUGCGUCAGAUGCUGGUUCAGAAGUUGCUGCAGAUAGAACAAAAGGUUUCUUUAAACCAGAAUGUAAGCCAGCUAAAGUUAUUGGAGAUGCUACUAUUCUUUUACCACUUAUUGUUGCUUCAACUUUUGCAAAAAAAGAAGAAACUACUAAAUAG
Entamoeba dispar SAW760 is the source of this 1011-nucleotide messenger RNA. Its product is annotated as deoxyhypusine synthase, putative. Gene Ontology annotation, molecular function: deoxyhypusine synthase activity. The coding region runs from base 1 to 1011 and encodes 336 amino acids. Gene Ontology annotation, cellular component: cytoplasm. NCBI's taxonomy places the organism in Eukaryota, Evosea, Mastigamoebida, Endamoebidae. The transcript has a single exon. Gene Ontology annotation, biological process: peptidyl-hypusine biosynthetic process. The record is from RefSeq and is a predicted model, not a curated record.